Diachasmimorpha longicaudata is the source of this 1622-nucleotide messenger RNA. It is a transcript of the gene SCCRO3, whose product is annotated as DCN1-like protein 3. Gene Ontology annotation, molecular function: ubiquitin-like protein binding; cullin family protein binding; ubiquitin conjugating enzyme binding. NCBI's taxonomy places the organism in Eukaryota, Metazoa, Arthropoda, Insecta, Hymenoptera, Braconidae. The transcript is spliced from 5 exons. The record is from RefSeq and is a predicted model, not a curated record. Gene Ontology annotation, cellular component: ubiquitin ligase complex. Bases 624 to 1622 code for a protein of 332 amino acids. Gene Ontology annotation, biological process: protein neddylation.
CCGGAAAGCUUUAAAUAAUGGAACUUACCGACGGAAGUUACAUGCAAGCAAAUGCUCGACGUGCCCGCUAGUGCAUGGGGCGCUCUUCCAAAUAGGCUCCAGGACACUUCGAGGAAAAUAGUUGUGUCUCUAGUUCGGGAAGUGUCUGAAAAGGGGAAAAGAAAAAUAAAUGUGUAGACUGAGUGAGAAAGAAGACCGACUAUCUUGAAUAUUUUCGGUGACAAUACAGUAAUCGUUUAUACCUAUCCCAUUACCAAUUACUCAACUGAUGUGAAUAGCACGAAGGAGGACCAUGGUGAUACUACUAAAAUGACAGGAGCCACGAUUCCGUCGUUGAAAAGUUCAGAGUCAUUCUCUCGUCAGUGGAUAUUAAUAGGGGCGCGGAUUCCCAGUUAACCAAGUAAACACGAUUUUAUUAAAAGUGAUAAAAACUCGAGGCUGUGGUUAUUCCAUUGAUGCAGACCACCACGAGGUUUUUUGGACGGAGAGCCUCGUCAGGGGCGACCGAUACCACGAAACAGCAGAUUAGUGUAUUCAAAAUAAGUUUUUGACCAAAACUGCCAAUCAAAGACUGAAUCACCGAUGCGAGGCAUAACCCACUUGGAAACGAACGUGUGUCAUCAAUGGGAAACUGCUGUUCGUGUUUCAAAGUUCCACCUCCGUCGCCAACUGUGGAUCAGUCCUCUGUGCCGGAGAUCAAAGAGGACACUAUGGAAAUGCGAAGGCUAUUUACAUCCCAUCAAUGCACAAUGGGUCCCUUGACGUCCAUAGAUUCACGUGCUAAUGGAAAUAAAAAGUCACCAGCAACGAAUUUAUCAGGAUUAAACAAUGUGGGAUCUGACAAUUGUGGUUCAGUACCAGUUGUACCGAAUAAUUUACGUUCAUCCAGGCCAUUCUUCGCUAGAUUACCACCACUUGGACGAGCAACGACAUGUAGCAGUAGUAGCACUAAUGCGGAUUGUGGUAAACAAAUGAGGGAGCCAUCGGAAGCUAAAUUGAAUGGACUAUUUGAUCAAUACAAGGAUCCUCACGAGGACAUUAUUCUGGAUGAUGGUAUUGAAAGGCUGUGCGAUGACCUUCAGUUAUCACCUGAUGACUUCAAAAUUCUCGUAUUCGCAUGGAAACUCGAAGCCGAACAGAUGUGUCGAUUUACACGUCAUGAAUUUGUUAAUGGACUUAAAUUAUUGAAAGUUGAUAGUAUACGUGAUGUACAGUUACGUUUGCCGGAGGUUGUCCAGGAACUGACGAUCAAUGGUGAUAUGUUCAAGGAUCUUUACAGAUUUACAUUCCGUUUUGGUCUCGAUGCAACAUCGGGACAGAGAAUUUUACCAGUUGAGAUGGCUAUAGUCCUGUGGAGGCUUGUUUUUACGAUACGUGAACCACCAUUGUUGGCGAGAUGGCUGGCAUUUUUGGAGAAUCAUCAUGUCAGGGGGAUUCCAAGGGAUACGUGGAAUAUGUUUUUAAAUUUUGCGGAAAUCAUUGGCAGUGAUCUUGGGGCUUACGACGAUGCGGAGGCCUGGCCAAGUUUAUUCGACGAUUUUGUUGAGUAUGAGAACGACCAGAUGAAUCAGAAUAUUACCAAGGAUGAUAUUAUCAAGGAAUCCUUAACGACUAAGGACUAA